This is a messenger RNA of Mollisia scopiformis, 573 nucleotides long. RefSeq lists its product as uncharacterized. The transcript has 3 exons. NCBI's taxonomy places the organism in Eukaryota, Fungi, Ascomycota, Leotiomycetes, Helotiales, Mollisiaceae. Bases 1 to 573 code for a protein of 190 amino acids. The record is from RefSeq and is a predicted model, not a curated record.
AUGCAGACAGUGCGCCGGAAGCACUUUCACAUUUUGUCUUUCACAGCUGGUUUUGCGGCAAGCAUAGUGUUAGGUGUCAUUGCAUUGUCCAUCUACCGUUUGACUUCUGUUCCGAAGGCAAGAGCAGAGAUCGAGGCUGAGAGCUGGAACUACUGUGGACGUUCGAGUGUCACGGCCAUGAGUCGUGGUUGUGUUAUGGAACCUAUGUUUUAUGGGUGGAUGCCGCCACAGUGCGUCUAUCAAGAACUGACAGAGUCCCUGCCAGUGUUUGAAGACCGCAAGUAUUUCAGUGAUGCGAAUUUGACUCAACCCAUACAAGUACCCCAACUCUGGGCCGGCGAGCAUAAUGUCAUAUACACAGACCGCUACCAUGACGAGCAUUGUCUUUUCCAGUGGAGGAAGUUGGAGUACGCUUAUAAUCACCAGAUGGAUUUCAUUGACAACAAGACCAUUAGCAUGCAUCACUCGAAACAUUGUGCGGAUCAACUAUCGAUAUCUUCUGAGAUUGCGAAUGGGCCUCGUGCUAAUUAUAUCGAGCUUGGAUUUUAUCGCUGCAGGAAGACGAUCUGGUGA